AUGCUCAGAGGCUCACUCAAUGCAGUCCACAACUUUCUGCGGUGCCCUUUCUAUCACAACACAAACACCACAACACAAGGCACAGAACACCGUGCUUAUGCAUCCUGUCCGUAUGUGUGCUGGUGUCUCUCUUUUCCACAGAGUGGGUGCGCAGGUCCAGGCGCGCGACGGCCUCCCGCACAACCCCUACCGCAACCUCCUACAACAGGUAGGUCACAUGCGGGCGAAAACAGAAGGCGCCCAUCUGCUUGUCGUAUGUAGGCCGAUGGAGUGGUCAGGCUUUCGCAGCUGACGCACCACGCCGAUGAGAACAUACGCACCCUGGUCUGUCGACAGGAUGUUUCCCCGCGAAUGUCCGUGCAUCCACUGGCUGCACUUGUGUUCCUCUGUUGCAUUGGUUCAGUCGGUCGAGGCCAUGGAGGCUAUGAUGAUAGAGGAGGACACCGACGUCGGCUCAGAAGGCACCGACACCACCAAGACCAGUGACGGGGAGGACGGCAGCGAGUGAUUGCGGUCUGGGGUGUGUGAUGAUGUUG
Molecule: messenger RNA, 536 nt
Organism: Vitrella brassicaformis
Lineage: Eukaryota; Vitrellaceae
Source: the annotation of a GenBank genome assembly